Nerophis lumbriciformis (worm pipefish) is the source of this 3281-nucleotide messenger RNA. It is a transcript of the gene alg11, whose product is annotated as ALG11 alpha-1,2-mannosyltransferase. Gene Ontology annotation, biological process: dolichol-linked oligosaccharide biosynthetic process; protein N-linked glycosylation. The record is from RefSeq and is a predicted model, not a curated record. Lineage: Eukaryota; Metazoa; Chordata; Actinopteri; Syngnathiformes; Syngnathidae. Gene Ontology annotation, cellular component: endoplasmic reticulum membrane. Gene Ontology annotation, molecular function: GDP-Man:Man(3)GlcNAc(2)-PP-Dol alpha-1,2-mannosyltransferase activity.
CUCGUUAAAUGCAAACCGCAGUAAAGAGCAGGCAAGUGAGAAGUUUAAAGGUGACGUGUGUAGUUUUGUUUCCGUUGGCAAGAUGUCGGCACACGACCAGCUGGCUUUGUAUUUGUCUACAACAACACACUUGCUGUGGAAGUUGUUGUUGCCCCUGUUGUUUGUAUGCCUGCUGCUGCUGGUCCUGCUGGUCCUGCUGGUGCUGGCAGUGCGUCUGUGGCUGCAGGGCAAAAGGAGCGCUCGACUGGCGACAACCAGACGUCCGGUGGUGGCCUUCUUCCAUCCGUACUGCCACGCUGGCGGCGGCGGAGAGAGGGUGCUAUGGUGUGCAAUCCGGGCUUUGCAACAAAGGUACUCGCAGGUAGACUUUGUGGUCUACACCGGCGACCUGGGUGUUUCAGCGCAUGAGAUCUUGGAUGGAGCGCGAAUUCGUUUCAACAUCACGCUUCGCCGCCCCAUUCGCUUUGUGUUCCUCAGGCACAGAGUUCUUGUGGAGCCCAGCACAUAUCCUCACUUCACUCUGCUCGGGCAAAGCGUGGGUUCCAUCUUCUUGGGAUGGGAGGCGCUCACUGAGUUUGUGCCUGAUAUUUACAUUGAUUCAAUGGGCUACGCCUUCACUCUGCCUAUCUUCCGCUACCUGGGAGGCUGCAGCGUCGGCUGUUAUGUUCACUAUCCCACCAUCAGUACCGACAUGCUGUGUGUAGUGAGAGAAAGGAAUACCAGGUUCAACAACCCAGAUUACGUCUCCAACAACCUGUUCCUCAGCGCCGUGAAGGUGUUCUAUUACUGCGUGUUCGCCUUGCUGUACGGAAUGGCCGGCUCUUGCAGUCACCUCGUCAUGGUCAACUCCUCCUGGACACUUGACCACAUUCUAUCACUGUGGUACGUCCCCAACCGCACCAGCGUUGUCUACCCGCCCUGCGACGUCAGCGCAUUCCUGGACAUCCCGUUGGAGGAGGACGGGGGGAAGAAAACGUGCCGCUCCAUCGUCUCCAUCGGGCAGUUCCGGCCCGAGAAGGACCACAAACUGCAGAUCAGGGCUUUCAAGAAAGUGUUGGCUCGGCGGAGAGAUAACAACGAGACACUAAAACUGAUCCUAAUUGGAGGAUGCAGGAAUCAGGAGGACCAAGAUCGGGUGCUGAUGUUGCGGGGGCUGUGCCUGGAGCAGGGCGUGGCUGACAAGGUGGAGUUUAAACUGAACGUACCCUUUGCAGAGCUGAAGAGAGAGUUGGAGGAGGCCACUAUCGGGCUACACACCAUGUGGAACGAGCACUUUGGGAUAGGUGUCGUGGAGUGCAUGGCAGCAGGAAAAGUCAUCCUCGCCCACAAGUCCGGAGGUCCCAAGCUAGACAUCGUAGUGCCUUUCGAGGGCGGCCAGACAGGCUUCCUUGCAGACGACGAGGACAGCUACGCCGAGGCCAUCGAGAAUAUCCUCAAUUUGCGGCCUGCCAGCCGCCUGCAGAUAAGACAGAACGCACGGCAGUCGGUGACUCGCUUCUCAGAUCAGGAAUUUGAAGUCUCUCUCCUGGCUGCCAUGGAGCCUCUGAUGGGGACAGUUGAACAAUGACACAGUUUGUCUGGGACUGUUUUUUUUCUUAUUAUUUAUGGUAAACGUGCAAAAAAGUCCGCCUUUGCUUUGUCAUUGUGAUUUAAGAGGUUUUAGCUUACGGCAGACAUGUGAAAAGCGAUCCUUAAACGGGAACUGCACUUUAUUUUUGCCCAUUGUUCUCAAUCAUUAUGACAGAUGUAUUUUUUUAAAUGCAUUCUAAAUAGAACAUGCAAACACCUCCAUUAAGGUUGUAUAUACCGUAUUUUUCGGAUUAUAAAGUAGCACCGGGCGAAAAUGCAUAAUAAAGAAGGAAAAAAACAUAAGUCGCACUAGAGUAUAAGUCGCAUUUUUGGGGGAAAUUUAUUUGAUAAAAUCCAACACCAAGAAUAGACAUUUGAAAGGCAAUUUCAAAUAAAUAAAGAAUAGUGAACAACAGGCUGAAUAAGUGUACGUUAUGACGCGUAAAUAACAAACUGAGAAUGUGCUGAUAUGCGCCUAGUCUCUUACGUGAAUGAGAUAAAUAAUAGUAUUUGAUAUUUUACGGUAAUGUGUUAAUAAUUUCACACAUAAAUCGCUCCAGAGUAUAAAUCGCACCCACGGCCAAACUAUGAAAAAAAACUGCGGCUUAUAAUCCGAAAAAUACGGUACAUGAUGUAAGUAUAUAUGUAAUGUAGUAACAAGCACUUAUACGCGGCGCAAUAAUUUAAAAAACAUCACGUUUACUUUCUUAACAUCACUGAUUACUUCUCACUGCAGACUUUAUCAGAGCCUACAAACAUAAUAAAACAUCACUCACUGCUAAAGGUCUACUGUCAUUAUAAUGUUAACUGCUAGGAUGUUAAUAUAUUAUAUUCCCAUUUAGAUUUGAAGAAUCACUCAUAAUUCUUGGGAAGAAAAGGUGGGUGGAACCAAGCGUCAUUUCAGAAUCAGAAAUACUUUAUUGUAUUAAUCUCCGAGGGGAAAUUUAAAUUCAUGUCGUUCUCUAAAUUUGCUGUCAAAGUGUACCAACUUGUCCGAAUACGUCCUCGAUCCUUUUACUAUCUCGGUGAGAGGCAUGAUUUAUGAUUUAGAAAAAGUUUGAUGAGCAAGGAAACUAGGAAGUAGCUGAUCAGUUGAAUUUGUCAACUUUGGCACACACGCUCACGAUCAUGGUGCCGCUAUACAUAGUUUGUCUGCGUUAGCUUUUAUAAUCACAGCAUCACUAAUACUUGGUCAAUAUUGAAGUCAUGAAAUGUAAAUGUUUUUUUUAAUGGGCUGAAUAGAGAACCUCUCGCUGGCUGUGCUAAAAGCAGACUUUUAUUUACGAGUUAGAAUGCAUUAAAAAAAAAUCUGUCUCAUAAUUGUGAACGAUAGGCAAAAUUCCACAAAAAAGUGCAGUUCCUCUUUAAUGCACUAAAUGACGGAUUGAAUACUUUGCACUGUUUUCAAAACACACAUUUCAUCUAAAGUAGUAUGAAAUGUAUUUGUGUGUACUAAUUGCUGAAUGAUAAGAUGUAAAUGUACCAGCGAACAAUGACAUGUACACAAGUUUGUGUAAAGGAAUGUGAUUUUUCACUUAAGUGUAAAUAAAAAAGGUCAGCUUUAAAGCCCUUAUUUCAAGUGAAUUGAGGUUAAGCGUCAUUUUAAAGAAUUGACACGUCAGGGUGGGAUCAAUAGUGCCGAACAAAGGUUGAGAACAGUGGCGAGGGGUGAUUAAGGCCAAUAGGCGGUGCAAAGUUGAUUUUGCAGAUGU